Rhododendron vialii is the source of this 2327-nucleotide messenger RNA. RefSeq lists its product as uncharacterized. NCBI's taxonomy places the organism in Eukaryota, Viridiplantae, Streptophyta, Magnoliopsida, Ericales, Ericaceae. Gene Ontology annotation, cellular component: cytoplasm. The transcript has 4 exons. The record is from RefSeq and is a predicted model, not a curated record. Bases 90 to 2087 code for a protein of 665 amino acids. Gene Ontology annotation, molecular function: protein kinase binding.
GAGACAUUAAAGAGGCCCAAAAGAAGACUGUCUUGUUCUGUUUCUGUAUAGACUAUAUAGAGUAUUUUGAGUCAACCGUAUUAACGGAAAUGUCGAAAUUCAAUUGCUUCUCUGCACUUGUUGGGAGGAAGAAAGACAAGGGGGAUAAGUCAGCUUCAACCACUGCGGAUUACAACAAAAAGCUUAAGACCUUACAAGUGAGACUUGAGACAAAUGAAUCGAAAUCGACUUCUUUUAGUGUCCCAGUUCCUUUUGGUAUUUCAGGAAAUUCUAGAUGCAAGGUCAAGGUAAUGGACCACGAAAGUCCUGUCGAAGAAGAAGCUACAGAAGUGGCUUAUGAAGGGGAAGAUGAGCUAGAUGAAGACUUAUCGAUGAAGAGGGAUAAUUCAGACUUCGAUUUGCAAUCCCAUGUCGUGGACUCGAACUCAGAAACCAAUCAAGCAAUAAUGGAAAAGAAGGAAUUUUUCGAGACACAAUUCGAGAGAAAACCUGAUAAAGAUUCUGAAGAGGGUGAUGGUUUGAUCCAAAACGGGAAUAUUAGUGAUCCAGGUGUUCGGAAGGCGGAAUUCUGGGCAUCGCCAGAGCUUAAACGCUCAUGUUCUGACUUGGAAACAAGGGAGGUGUUCAGAAGGAUAUCUGAUCAGUUACCUCCUUCAAAAUCCGAGUCAUUUGAAGAGUUGCAGCAAUUAGCCGACCGGUUUCUGGAGGAAGCUCGGCCCGAAAACUCGGGCAGCCCUAGGUCAGUGAUGUCCCAUUGUAGUGCUGAUAAAGUGAUACUGAAGAAGCAUUCGUCGAGCCAAGUGCUGCCUUCUAGAAGCAGAAGGCUAUGGUGGAAGUUGUUUUUGUGGAGCCACAGGAAUUUGCAACCGGUUUGGAGUCUAAAACCACAGACGGUGUCUGUCGCGUCUGUUUACAACCAACAAGGCGGGUACUGCUCAGAUACUCUGGAGCCAAACAGGGCCUUGGAGGUUGGCGCAAUGGAAUCACCCAAGAAUGAGGAUAACCAGAACUGGAAUGGUUUUCACGGAGGGGUUUCUGGGUUUAUGCCACAGAACCAGUGGGUUGCUUUUUCCACUGAGUCGCCAUUAACUAGAGUGGAUGAGUGGGUGAAAGAACAAGCAACCCAACCUGUACUCCCUGUAAACGAUGCUGAAGAGAGAGACAAUGAAAGUGGAGUGGAUUUCCCGCCAUCUCCAGAAAAUGGAAAAUCGCUAGCAAGAAAUACAUCUCAAUUGACUCGGCGUCCGAAUUUGAAUCUUCCAGAGGAGAUUUUACAUGCAAAUAAUGUUAUCCGGUCUCUGAAUUCCUCCUCAACAGUGGCUCACAUGACGGGAAUUGGAUUAAAAGUUAUUCCAACUCUUGCUCAGUUCACCAGUCUUCGGUCUGUCAACUUAUCAGGCAACUCGAUUGUUCAUAUUACUUCAGGGUCUCUGCCAAAAGGUCUCCACACUCUCAACUUGUCCAGAAAUAAAAUCAGCACAAUCGAAGGCUUCAGAGAGUUAACCCGAUUGCGCGUACUGGAUCUCAGUUACAACCGGAUCUCUCGGAUUGGGCAAGGUUUGUCAAACUGUACACUGAUUAAGGAGCUUUACCUUGCUGGAAACAAGAUCAGUGAAGUUGAGGGGCUGCACAGACCCUUGAAGCUGACUGUUCUGGACUUGAGCUUCAACAAGAUAACCACAGCAAAAGGACUUGGCCAGCUCGUGGCCAACUACAACUCCCUUCUAGCUCUGAAUCUGUUGGGGAAUCCAAUCCAGAGCAAUAUCAGCGACGAACAACUGCGGAAAGCGGCUUGUAGUCUUCUCCCAAAGCUGGCCUACCUGAAUAAACAGCCGAUUAAUCCUCAGAAGGCACGCGAGGUGGCAACAGAAAGCAUUGCAAAAGCUGCCCUUGGGAAUAGCAGUAGGGGAACCCAUAGAAAAACAGUGAAGAGAGUAAGCCAAGGAGGAUCAGUCUCCUCCAGUUUGCACAGGGGAGGGGCCAAUGCGAAUUUGGGGCAGAAAACCAAGCACAAAACAAAAAGCCGAAGCCGCCAUCACUCGGACCUGAAGAUGAAGUCUGCUGAGCUAGCUUCAUCUUCCCGGUAGAUAGGAUUUCAAUUUCUGUUUUUUUCCUUUUUGCUUUACAAGUGGUUAGUGUUGCUUCUGCUUUUGUUUUUUUUCUCCAAAUUGGGUUUCUCCACAAGCUAGAUAUAUGCUGGCUUUGGUGGUUUCAAUUUGAAUUUGGAUAAAGUGCACUUCCGUUCAGAUUUGUCUAGGUUUUCUCUAAAUUCACAAACAUAACAACUCUGUGAUUAUGAGAAUGUGUUCAGUGGAUUCUUGUGCUUA